This is a messenger RNA of Medicago truncatula (barrel medic), 1472 nucleotides long. RefSeq lists its product as uncharacterized. Bases 204 to 1058 code for a protein of 284 amino acids. NCBI's taxonomy places the organism in Eukaryota, Viridiplantae, Streptophyta, Magnoliopsida, Fabales, Fabaceae. The transcript is spliced from 11 exons. The record is from RefSeq and is a predicted model, not a curated record.
CAAUAAGUAGUUGAGUUGGAUUGAGAAAAUAAGCCAAAGUAGAAAAGAACACAUUGUCCUCCUGAACGCGCACACACAGACACAGCGAGUACGAUUCGUGUUCCUUCUUCCGCCACAGAUAGCCUCAAUCUCACGCUUCUCCAACUCAAAUGAUUAUGAGAUUCAAAUAGGUGUUCUGUGUUUGGUGUUUUCACCCUUCAACAAUGGCAUUGCUAGCUCCACAACGCACGUGCCUCAUCUUCACUCUCUUCACCGUUUUCUUACUUUCAUCUUCUUUAAGCUCAGCAACACCCACCACAGCUUGCAAAUUCAGUUUUCGCGACGGAAACAAGCUUUACAAUUAUACCCUCUCUUCUCCAAUUCGUAACUUCCCUCAUGGCAUUCUCAGCGAAGACGGGUUUUACAAAGUGUCAGUGAACCAGACCACCCUUUGGUUUCAGCUUUGCGAUGGAAUGAUCUUCAAUCACGACCCUCCAACAUGUGCCGACUGCUGGGACUGUGGAGGGCCAACACGUUGUGGGAUGGAGUGUGGUGCACUCGUGUCAAACAACAUUGGAGGUUAUCAUGUGUGUGCAGCCAUAGGACGUGGCCCGAAAAUUGACAUUGAUGUUAUUGAUAAGAAAAAUCCACACGUUGGUGUCACUGUUAAAAUGUCAAGCAGCAGCCUUAAGUACAACUGUUCUCUGGCCGUGUCUGUGCUUUGCAAUGUAAAUGGUGUACAGGGACCACAAACCCUGGAGAGAUCGGGGGAUUGUAAUUAUGCUACAGAGCUAAAGCAUCCAUCUGGUUGUGCUAUGAUUGUACAUGUCCACGGGAGUGGAUGGGGGUGGUUUGGCACUUUACUUGUUAUUGUUCUGUGCCUUUUUGCUGCUUAUCUACUGGCUGGCAUAGUUUAUCGAUAUUUCUUCCUCAAGAUUCGCGGUACAGAAGUCAUCCCUAACUUGGACUUGUGGACCAGCUUGCCUAGGAGAACACAGAGCCUGUGCUCAUCUGUGGUUAGAAAGUUUAAGGGGCCAUCUGAAGGACACCGGAGCACCUAUUCUCCUGUGAACUUCUGAGAUUUCAUUUUUGAUUCUGGCUGUAUGUGGUGAGUUCAUUACGGAUUAUCUCAGACAAGAGAUGAGCAUGUUGCAGAAAACUGCAUUUCAGAUGCCCUACUGGUCAGCUCUGAUGCUUCCUUGAUAUGGAACAUUCUGCAGAAAUUUGUAACUCUUGUUGAUUCUCCUUCCAUGAAUUUAGCAUUUCACAUUCUUUUAUCUAUCUCUCUGAAAGAAAACAAGGAGGAUGAGGAAGAGAAAGAAAAAUAUAAAACAAGUCUAGUGUGAUAGGGAAAAAAAUGCAUUUGACUGGAGCUAAUCCAAUAAUUUUGGUUGACAUUUGUUAGUUGAUAAUAGGUAGUUGAGUAAAUUUAUUUUCUUGUUUGUUACCUUGACCAUUAAUUCAUUAUUGUUUUCCAUUUUCUCCACUUUCAA